Molecule: messenger RNA, 1870 nt
Organism: Melitaea cinxia (Glanville fritillary)
Lineage: Eukaryota; Metazoa; Arthropoda; Insecta; Lepidoptera; Nymphalidae
Product: catalase-like
Exons: 2
Coding region: 1-1536 (511 amino acids)
Biological process (GO): hydrogen peroxide catabolic process; response to hydrogen peroxide
Cellular component (GO): peroxisome; mitochondrion; cytoplasm
Molecular function (GO): catalase activity; heme binding
Source: RefSeq, a predicted model, not a curated record
AUGUUAUUGUUGAUGGUGUCUAUGUCGCUGAUGGCGCUUACGGCAGCCUCGGAGGAGAAAGAUCCGGCUGCGCAACAAAUCGUAUUAUUUAAGGAAAGAAAUCCGACUCCUAUUGGUAUCAUAACAACAAGCGCUGGAGCGCCUGUUGAAAAAAGGGACGCUUUGAAUACGUUAAAUUCCAGACUCCUUUUUAAUGAAUAUUUUAUGGAUACUAUGACUCAUCUUGUUCGUGAAAGAAUUCCUGAACGACUGGUUCAUGCAAAGGCAGGUGGAGCAUUUGGUUAUUUUGAAGUAACUCAUGACAUUACAAACAUCUGCAAAGCUAAAUUAUUUAGUGAAAUAGGCAAGAAAACACCAGUAGCGGCAAGAUUUUCACCGGCUAUUAUAGAAAGAGGUGGCAGCGAUACAUCACGCGACGUUAGAGGUUUCGCUGUGAAGUUUUAUACUGAAGAUGGGAACUUCGAUAUUGUCGGGUUUAACACUCCUAUGUUUGCGUUGAAUGAUCCUCGUCUAUUUCCUACAUUUGUUCGAGCGCAAAAGAAAAAUCCAGCUACUAACCUUUUCGAUGCUAACACAUUGUGGGACUAUUUAACACUGCAACCUGAAAGCUUACACAUGUUCUUAUUAGUUUUCGGCGAUCGCGGUAUACCAGAUGGCUAUCGUCAUAUGCCUGGAUUCGGGAUUCAUACUUACCAAGUUGAAAAUGAGCAGGGGGACAUAUAUUUUGUGAGAUUUCAUUUUACACCUGAUGCUGGAAUCAAAAAUUUAAGCGCUGAAGAGGCUAUGAAAAUUGGCGCAGAAGAUGCCGACUAUAAUACCAGAGAUUUGUAUAAAGCUAUUGCUAACGGAGACUUUCCAACGUGGUCAGUUGGUAUCCAAGUGUUAACAAUCGAUGACAUUAAGAAUGCUAACUUCGAUGCAUUUGAUGUCACAAACACUAUUCCUUUAGACGAAUUUCCCUUGCAUCCUGUGGGUAAAUUUGUUUUAAAUAAAAACGCAGUAAAUUACUUUGCACAAAUAGAACAGCUCGCCUUCAGUCCAACUAAUUUAGUCCCUGGUAUUCUUGGAGGACCAGACAAAGUUUUUGAGGCACGGCGUUUAGCUUACCGAGACGCCCAAUAUUACCGUUUGGGAGCCAAUUUCAACAGAAUACCUGUGAACUGUCCGUUUAGAACAAAAACUUUUACAUAUAACAGAGAUGGCCGCCCUCCGGUAGGUGAUAAUGAAAAAGAUAUCCCAAACUACUUUCCCAAUACAUUCAAUGGUCCUGUUCCUUAUAUCGAUACGAAUAGGUCGAAUUUAAUAGAAAUUGUAGAACAUAGACCAAACAAUGUCAAACAAGCAACUGAGGUGUACGUGAAUGAAAUGACGACUGACGAAAGAAGUAGGCUGGUGGAAAAUAUAUUGUAUAGCUUAGCACCGGCUACUGCAUCUUUACAGGAAAGAGCAGUAAAAUUAUUCUCAAUUAUUCAUCCCGACUUAGGUUACCAAAUAGAGCAGGGCCUAAAAAGGAACACUACGGAAAGCAACGUUUAGAUAUAUUAGUUAUAACGCCUAUCAUCAGGAACUUCUCCAUAAGUUCACUGUUUAUACUUUUAUAUGAAUAAGAUUGAAAAGAAAAUCGUUUUUUUUUAUGUAAUUUCUGAAGAAGUUUGUGUACAGCUGGUUAAUAUUUCUUUGACAAAAAUGAAUUUAUUUACGUUUCGAUGGAGUUGUUUAACACUAGUAAUAUAUUUCAACGAGCAUACAGCGGCUUUUAUUGUUGAAAUAGACGUUUAUAUCUUUUACAUAGAGUAAUUGUUGUAAUGGAUAUAUACUGUGUAAAUUUUAUAAUAAAAAUAAAAUAAAAACUUUAUUAUAUAUGACAAAA